AAGAGGAGUGCAAGUUCACAAACAAAGCGGCCUUUGAGCAGGCCCUGCGUAUUGUCUCUGCGGACGAAAACCACGAACGGAAAGUGCAUGACGUGGCCGCGCUGCUGUGCUAUGGGGAAGGAAACUCCGCACAUUGUGAUAGUAACUACAAUAGCCGACAACUGGCAGCCAGCGUGCAGGAAAGAAGCGACAAACGAGGCGGUUUUUCAACAUCCAGCUCUUCGUCAACUACGGGCGCAGCCUCUUCUUUCUACCAGCACCUUAAUCCUGACCGUUGCACCAUCAGUACAACAGCAGAUGCCUGCUUUACCUCGACCGUCCAUCCCAUCGCGCUGUACUACGAAGCCCGAUCGAAGCGCGUGCGCUUGUUGCGGCAAGAGGCUGCGCGGCUGGUCCAGCUCGCCCUAGCGUCGGAGCGGAAGGUGCGGCUAGCGGGGACGGAACGCCGGUGGCAGCAGUACCUCGGCUUGGUGCGGCGCACCGCCAAAGGAGGCACGAGUAGGACGACGGGGACACCAAGGCCCCCGUUCAUCGAGGCGCCGUUUGAUGUCGACGGCGGGGGUGUUGAAGCCCCCAUCGAGAGGCCGGUCGAGGACGGGCCUCUCCUUUUGAGUGCCGGACGAAACGACCACGAGGACUUGUACGAGCGCCGUAGGUUCUACCAGACCACCUCCAGCAGUGGGCCGCCGCUACCCACCUUGCCCACGAUCCAAGAAGAAGAGGAGUUCACGGAAGAUUGCAAGCCCGCCCUCGACGAAAUAUGGAUGACGAUGGUGUUCCCGCUGCGGGGAUCGAGCCGCCCCUUUCAGCGGUGGGAGCUGCCGCACUUGAAAGCGAUCGCAUCGGCGUUGCGAGUGAGUUUGGAUUUUGACUGCAGUGAACAUGAGUACGACGUGUGGAAGCAGUUUUACGCCCGCACGCUGCACCCGUUUGUGGUGGACAAGUUGGAUACAACAUACGAGGACCUCCGCGAUUAUGACGGCAGUGCAACUCCUACUGGGAAAAAUGAUGAAGUAGACAAGGAAAAACCAAAGCCGCUCUUUCCAGUGCAGGAGCCGAAGACUCCCUUCUCGCAUCCACUGGGUCUGAGUGCGGCGCUGCUGCGAUACGAAGAGCGGAAGAAUGCGGUGCGCGAGAUGGAGGAAAGUUGCGGCUGCGGGACCUCCGUAGGUGCAACUUCUACCGUGCCCUUUUCUUUCGCAGAUUACGUGAAAAAGUUUGAAAUGGAUAACGCUUUGCGGAGGCACCGAUUUACUGCAGCUUCUUCUUCUGCAAUUUUCCGGGACACGCCGCUGGAAGAAACGGUGAUCGCCCAGGCCGCGCUGCUCAGUCUCCUGUCCCGCGAGUGGGAGCAGCAUCUGCCCCUGGGAGGAGGUGCAGGAGCACGCGCCGUCUCGCCGCGAGACUUUCUUAUCAAAUGCAAAAAUGUCUGGGUCUGGAAACUUGUGAUGCUGGGUGGCGUCUCAUGAUGAGGCCACAAGUGCUGGCUCACCAUGACAAGUUUCUGAGCUUCUGGGUGUUGCCUACUUACUUUGCAUGACGAACUGCGUUUCUGCAUCACAGAAAAGUGGAGCUUUUGGGUAACGUGCAUGACAGAUUUAAGAGUCAUGCCAGACAAGCAUGACAAACAUGCAUUCUUCCAGACGCAGACAUUUUUGCAAUGCAUAUUUCUCCACUGCCUGCAACAGGUGUUUAUCAACUGUAAAAAUGUCUGGCUCUGAAAGAUUGGAAGUUGUGAUGCUGCAUUUGCAUUCCAAAGAAAUCUGUAUUGCAUAAGCAGCAAAGGGAAUGCAAUUUUGGCUACGCGGAGAGGGAAUUUGCCAUGCGGAAUAGGCAUCGCGAAGCCCUCAAAAAGUCUGUGAUGCUAGGGCAUGCAUCACAGACAUCAUGGCCCAUGCAAAACGUGCAUGACAAGUCUCAGAAAUUUCCAAACCCAGACAUUUUUACAUUUGAUAGUGUUUUCGGUAAAGGUGAGCUGGCUAUGGUAGUGCAAAAAACUUCCCUCCGUCGGCUCAUUUGAAGAGCAUCAGAUGAUGAAGCCAAAUGUUGAAAAUCAGUGUUUCCUUUGCAUAGCAAGAUGGUCUCAACACCAUGCCCGGGCGGGCCCAGGCAUCGGUAUGAGAAUGAGACCGGGGGGGCUGUGAGGCUAGUUCGGCAUCGGCUCCUUGCGGAACUUGUCAUUGCAAAAAUGCUGCCAAAAGGGAAACGAAAGGCAGUGGUUGGCGUUCUUUUUUGAGCAUCACAAGAAAUAAUGACUAGAGCACGACGGGGAAGAGAAGUUCAAGUUCUCCAACCUCAUAUUCAGCCGAGGGAGAACAGGACGUGACUGUGCGCCUGCACCCGCCUGGCUUGUUCGAGGCCUUGCACUCUUACAUGGUGGCUUUGUGUUUCACCUGGCUCUUUACGGACGCGUCCCCGGCGGAGCUGAGAGACUUUGAGAACAAAGACGAGCUGCGAGAGUGGCUUCUCGCCAUGUACCUUACUGAGGCAAGCACGCGGUUUACCGGGUCGCGGCAGAAAAUCCUGAAACUGCGAAGGUCGGACGCGCUGAUGUCGAAGCGACGAACGUUUCUCUUCAAGGAACAGCGACGGACACUGCAGGACGUUGUGGACCACUUUCUCUACAACAGCGCCUUCACUUUUUUCGCGGAGACUGUUUUUCCAAAUUCGUUUUAUCGCGAUAAGAAAAUCGACCAGGCUGUUAAAGAGUUGCGUUUGCGUUCUUUUGGGACCCCUCAGUUAGUGAAGAAGCACGGGCAGAAAUUUUGCGACAAGGUAAACCUGUUCGCAGAGACUUGCCGCCAAAAGCCGCAUCUCGUCGCGGCGUACGAGCAGAUGGUCGCGCGGAGCGAAGAACCUUCUUAUAUUCGCAUCAGCACGGAGGAAGUGGCAACAGUCGAUGUUUUGCGGUACGCGAUACCGCACUAUCGGAGAUUUGCGGCAAAAAUGGUCGCCGCGGGUCCGGUAUCAAGUGUAAAAAUGUCUGGGUCUGGAAGAGUCAUGCUGUUUCUGCAUGACACAGAAGGUCUGGCAUGGAAGCUCUGGCAUCACAGGUUUCGAGAAGCUUCCGCAAUGCCGAACCCGCAUGACAAACCCCCCACUUUGGAGCCAGAAAGUGCGCAGCUUUUGCUACCCAUGCAUGAGAGAUUUUUGUGUGUUCCGAAAUGCGCAUCACAUGUUACAUCCUUCCAGACCCAGACACUUUUGCAUUUCAUAUCCGGAGCACCUCCGAAAAUUUUUGUCCUACUACGGGAUGUCCUACAACGAAUCCAGUUUGGCAUCGGUUACGUUGGACAUGACGGUGCAGUUUGGGGAGCAAUGCGAAGAGGAAUCUCGUCCCGAUGAGGAAUCUUCCGAUGUUGAGGAGUCUUCCUGUGAGGAAGCUUCCGACGAAGAAUCUUCAUCCGAUGAGGAAUGUUCCGAUGAGCAAUCCGAAGAGGAAGAUGGAUCUUCCCGCAUUCACGGAGGACUGGACGCCUUGGCUUCCACCGGCGGGAAGAGGCUAUUGACUGAUGGAGAAGACGACGAACGACCUUUGCAAGGAAAAAAUAACCGGAAGAAGAGGCGGCUGGCUUAAAUGACAGUGGCGAUGAUCAUAGAAAGACUCAUACACAUUCUUCAUAAAAACUUCUUGAAAACCCCCAGUGAGAAUAAAGACGAGCACGUUCCUGCUGCAUAAUGUGAGAUAGUACUCAGUUACCGUGGAAUAAUUCUUCUUGUGCAUUUUUUUUGCUUCAUAUUCAUUUUGCAACUCAUGUUGAUAAGGAAAAAAGGCAUAAGGAGAGAAUGAAAU
Messenger RNA from Amoebophrya sp. A120, 3793 nucleotides. Lineage: Eukaryota; Dinophyceae; Syndiniales; Amoebophryaceae. The record is from the annotation of a GenBank genome assembly.